Messenger RNA from Cynara cardunculus var. scolymus (artichoke), 2181 nucleotides. RefSeq names its product histone deacetylase 9. The record is from RefSeq and is a predicted model, not a curated record. NCBI's taxonomy places the organism in Eukaryota, Viridiplantae, Streptophyta, Magnoliopsida, Asterales, Asteraceae. The coding region runs from base 825 to 1961 and encodes 378 amino acids. Gene Ontology annotation, molecular function: histone deacetylase activity. The transcript is spliced from 14 exons.
CAGUCACCGGCUCCAUUUUCAUCCAAGCGAAAGAGCUCUCAUCAUAGCUGCGAUAGAACCUCAUCAAUGGUGGUUUUAGACUUCAACACUGAUAUUUCACUGUUUUCUGUCUGAGAAUUUGGUUUCCUCCGCCGUUAACAUGCGGUCAAAAGACAAAAUUUCCUACUUCUACGAUGGGGAUGUUGGUAAUGUUUAUUUUGGACCGAACCAUCCAAUGAAGCCGCAUCGGUUAUGUAUGACUCAUCAUCUGGUGCUUUCGUAUGAACUUCACAAGAAGAUGGAAAUUUAUAGGCCUCAUAAGGCAUAUCCAGUGGAGCUAGCUCAGUUUCACUCGGCCGAUUAUGUGGAGUUUUUGCAGCGGAUAAACCCAGAUACCCAACAUUUGUUUCCAGAGGAAAUGGCAAAGUGUAAGAAAUUUGUUUGGACGGCUUCUGGAUAAUACUAAGCAGAUGUUUGUAAUGCCUGAUUUAAAGGAGAUUUAGCAUUUCUAUUUCGGGCAAGGUCUAAAUGUUUUAUCAUGGUGUGAAGAGACAUAAUUUACUUGGAAAAUCAUAGGUUUAAAUUUCAUUGUUCUGUUUUGGUGUUAUUGGAUCUUUCAAUAGUAUUGCUCGUAACUGUUCCCAUGUCUUUGAAGAUUCAUCAACCUUCAUGAAAAUAGAUGUACCAAAUUGACUGCUUGAGUUACUUUUUUGUUCCGAACAUCCUUUCAUAUAUGGUCUGGGUGGUAAUGAGCUUGGCUGUUCCAUUGCAUAGCAUAAUCAUGUCAGUACAGCUUUUGCAUGUCUCUAUGUGCUAACAAGAAGUAGUUCACCAAAAGUUUACGUAUGCAAAAGUUCACUACAAAGAAAGCCAAAUGCAGGUGUCUUGUUUUCACACAAGUGUAUGAAUGUGACUUAGUGUGGACACCGAUGACUUCCCUGGUGUCAGGUCCUACAAUUAAACUUGGAGAAGAUUGUCCUGUCUUUGAUGAUUUGUUUGAGUUUUGCCAAAUAUAUGCUGGCGGAACAAUUGAUGCUGCACGCAGAUUAAAUAAUCAGCUUUGCGACAUUGCCAUAAAUUGGGCUGGGGGAUUACACCAUGCCAAAAAGUGCGAGGCGUCUGGAUUUUGUUAUAUCAAUGACUUGGUUUUGGGCAUUUUGGAGCUUCUCAAGUAUCAUGCACGUGUUCUGUAUAUUGAUAUAGAUGUUCAUCAUGGUGAUGGUGUAGAAGAAGCCUUUUACUUCACUGACAGGGUAAUGACUGUUAGUUUUCACAAGUACGGAAAUAUGUUCUUUCCUGGAUCUGGUGAUGUUAAGGAAAUUGGUGAACGAGAAGGAAAAUUCUAUGCGAUUAAUGUCCCUUUGAAGGAUGGCAUAGACGACACGAGUUUUACUCGAUUGUUUAAAACCAUCAUCACGAAGGUUGUUGAAACAUAUCAACCAGGUGUGAUAGUUCUCCAGUGCGGGGCAGAUUCACUUGCUGGGGACCGGCUGGGCUGCUUCAACCUCUCUAUAGAUGGACAUGCAGAAUGUGUUAGGAUUGUAAAAAAAUUUAAUUUGCCUCUGCUGGUAACUGGAGGUGGAGGAUAUACCAAAGAGAAUGUUGCUCGGUGUUGGACUGUUGAAACCGGAGUUCUUUUAGACACGGAGCUUGCUAAUGAGAUCCCAGACAAUGACUAUAUCAAGUAUUUUGCUCCAGAGUGUUCGUUAAGGAUUCCAAGUGGUCAUAUUGAAAAUUUCAACAGCAAGUCCUACCUAGGCACCAUAAAGAUGCAAGUUAUGGAAAAUCUACGUUGCAUCCAACAUGCCCCAAGCGUACAAAUGCAAGAGGUUCCACCUGAUUUCUAUAUCCCUGAUUUUGAUGAAGACGAGAGGAACCCUGAUGAACGAGCAGAUCAGCACACACAAGACAAGCAAAUUCAACGUGACGAUGAAUACUACGAAGGAGACAACGACAACGAUCAUAACAUGGAGGACGUUUAGAAACUGCUGGCAUCAGUAGUUGUAUUUUGAUUUAGGGUAUAGAUAGAAUAUCAGAAGAAAGAUUAGGGUUUGAUGAUUUUAAGUCAUUUGGAAUUACAAAGAAACAAUCAAAUCCAUACAAAAUCUUGUUUUAUGUUGCUUUUUGUUAGUUGUAAAUCUACUUGCAGAUUUGUUGUCAGUAAGGAUUUUCAAUUGUAAUUGUAAAGAGAGGAUCUUUUGA